This is a messenger RNA of Umbelopsis ramanniana AG, 1704 nucleotides long. RefSeq lists its product as uncharacterized. Gene Ontology annotation, biological process: DNA-templated transcription. Gene Ontology annotation, molecular function: single-stranded DNA binding. The record is from RefSeq and is a predicted model, not a curated record. The transcript has 9 exons. Lineage: Eukaryota; Fungi; Mucoromycota; Umbelopsidomycetes; Umbelopsidales; Umbelopsidaceae. The coding region runs from base 24 to 1640 and encodes 538 amino acids. Gene Ontology annotation, cellular component: RNA polymerase III complex.
ACAAUCUUCACGACACAGGCAACAUGUCGACGCAACCACGACUGUGCAGAGAAAUAGUGCUGGAGCACUUUGGUCCCAUCGUGGAGCAAGUGGCACAAGUCCUGUUAACGAAGGGUAGACUGACACUGUCUGGCAUAGUGCAAUUCACCCAAAUGCCUGUCAGGACCGUUCGAGAAGCCUUAGUAGUCAUGAUACAACACAAUAUCUGCUUCUAUGCCGAGGCAAGGGAAGGUUUACGCCAAGUUUGCUUUUACAGCAUUGGACAGGACGAGAUUCUUCUACGACUACGAAUUGGUCGCAUUAUAUAUUGGGCUGGCGAAUGGUUCGGAAAGGAGGCGUCAACCAUUACACACCUCAUGCUAUUGAAUGGACGUCUGACACUCAAAGAUUUAAAACAGUGGGUGACGGAUAACGAGUCUUCACCUCAACAGAAAAUCGUCGUUUAUGAACAAAAGUUUUCACAGCUUGCAUCAAAGCGAUUUAUUACUGCUGUCAUGCCUGAGGAUAGUAAAGCACGAAUUGAUCGACAGUUGGAAGCAGAGGCUAGAGCUGUCAAUGAAAUCUUGCUUGGACCCAGUACGCGCGAGAAGGCUGAGAUCGAGGUCAAAGUUCAACAGCAACUAGAGGAUGAGGAUCAAUCACGACAAAUGAUCGGAAUGAAACGAAAAGUUACUGAAAACAUGGAUGAUGAUGUAUCAGCAAGCAAGCGUUUCGCGUUUACUGUUGAGAUGGACGUUGAGGAUGAUGUAUUCUUCAGAAUCAACUAUAAGCAAUUCACAAAAUACUUUCGCAACGAGGCUGUUAUCGACCAAGCUACUGAUGUUAUCAACCGAGGUGCAGGACAAGUUCUUCGUUUGUUUUUGGAACAAAGUGAUAGCUUCACUGGUGGCAUUGGCAAAGAAGAAUCGCAGCCAACAUCUGCAUUACAUGUGGCGUCAGUUUUACCCCACGACAUGCUUACUGAUAGCGGUCUGGACUCACGCGAGGACUCUGUACAUAAUGACCGUCCCACUGCCGCAGACAUAGUUACAGAAUACUUUGAAUUGCUUAGACAAUCUCCAGCCCGGUUUAUCAAGCGAGCAGACAACAAAGGUCAUAAUUUCUUUGUUGUGGACUUCAAAAAUAUACGUUUAUACAUGAUGAGGAAGCUUUUCGACAAACUCUUAAAAUCAAGAUUUGGAAAUUCCACCUGUCGUAUUGCCCGCAUCUUGAUCGAAAAGGGGAAACUUGAAGAGAAACAGGUGCAAAAGAUGGCCAUGUUACCAGCAAAGGACACCCGAGAAAAGUUGGCAUUGCUUUGUACGCAUGGUAUUUGUGAUAUCCAAGAAGUUCCCAAAUCAGCUGAUAGAGCACCAUCAAGAACCAUUUUUCUUUGGUUUGUUUCUCUUGACAAAUGCUAUCAAGAACUAUUGAUUGAUUUAUACCGGUCAAUUGCCAAUGUCAGACAAAGAAUCCGUGUUGAACUGGCAACUCGACAACGACUAUUAGAGAAGAUGGAACGAAAGGAUGUCAGCGAAAACCAAGAUUUGCUUAGCGCUGGUGACAAGAAGGCUAUAGAGGAACUCAACAAGAAGGUUGAAAGACUCGAAGUAUCUGCAGGAAGACUAGAUGAAAUGGUUAUGGUGUAUAGAGAUUUUUAAUGAUUUUAUAACCGAGCUCUCUAUCCCAAAAAAAAAUAAAAAAAAAUUUACCAUAGUAUAAAAA